Antrostomus carolinensis (chuck-will's-widow) is the source of this 546-nucleotide messenger RNA. RefSeq names its product keratin, type II cytoskeletal 8-like. Gene Ontology annotation, cellular component: keratin filament. Gene Ontology annotation, biological process: intermediate filament organization; keratinization. Gene Ontology annotation, molecular function: structural constituent of skin epidermis. NCBI's taxonomy places the organism in Eukaryota, Metazoa, Chordata, Aves, Caprimulgiformes, Caprimulgidae. The record is from RefSeq and is a predicted model, not a curated record. Bases 1 to 546 code for a protein of 181 amino acids. The transcript is spliced from 2 exons.
AUGACUAACCCUUGUGAAGUGUUCACCAGUGGCUCCCUCUCCUCUUGGGAGGUGUCAGAGAAGAUGAGCAAGGGAAAAACAGUCAGCACAUCCUCGGAUCGUCUGGGCUGUUGUAGUCCCAAUGAGGUGGCCAGCAAUGGCUACAGCUCUCUCAGCCUCCAUGGAGAUGGUGGAUAUCGAUGCUCCUCUUACCCUUCCUUCUCCAUUGAUGGGAGACUCCUGACCCCCGUGCAUCUCGAUAUUGACCCCAACUUCCAAGCCAUGCGGCAGCAGGAGAAAGAGGACAUCAAGUUGCUCAACAACCAGUUCGUGACCCUAAUUGAGAAGGUCCAGUGCUUGGAACAACAGAACAAGAUCCUGACAACAAGGUGGAACUUCCUGAAGGAUCAAGAAAAUUCCCACUCAGAGUCAGACAUCAAGGCCAUCUACGAUCAGUACAUGAGCAAAAUGAAUCAAGAGAUGAAAGCGCUCAACUACGAGCAGGAAAAUCUCGAGUCGGAGCUGACAAAGGUCCUGAGCACCAUGGAUAACUUCCGAAGCAAGUAG